AGCCCUCCAGGCUCAAUCGCUGCAAACAAAUUGAAAGCAGAGAAAAGAUGCUUCAAUUAUUCUUUCUAUUCUUUUUCCUUGUCUUUACUUCUGAAGCAUCGGUUCAAGACUUCUGUGUAGGAGACCUUAAUGGCCCAGAAGGGCCUGCAGGUUACUCUUGCAAGAAUCCUGCUAACGCCACAGUGGAUGAUUUUACGUUUACGGGCCUGGGAGCGGCCGGAAACACCUCAAACAUCAUCAAAGCUGCCGUAACUCCAGCAUUUGCAGCUCAAUUCCCGGGCGUAAAUGGCCUAGGAGUAUCCAUGGCGCGAUUGGAUUUAGCGCCUGGUGGCUUGAUACCAAUGCACACCCACCCUGGGGCAACCGAGCUGCUGUUUGUUGCUCAGGGAUCCAUCCAAACUGCAUUCCUCUCUUCAGCCAAUAAGGUGUACUUGAAAACGCUGAAAAAAGGCGAUAUUAUGGUAUACCCGCAAGGCCUGCUGCAUUAGCCUGCCAUUGCUUAUUUGAGUUUCAGUAGCCCCAUGCCCGGCCUCCAAAUUACAGACACGGCGUUCUUUGGAAACGACUUGCCUUCCGAACUGGUCACGAAGUCGACGUUCCUGGAUGCUGCUCAAGUUAAGAAGCUUAAAGCUGUUCUUGGUGGUACCGGCUAAUCCAAAAAAAUUAUGCCAUUGCUUUCCCACAUUCAGUUCUUCUCCUUUGUGCCCAGCAACGUGGUUAUCAUUCAGUCAUUAUUUUAGCCCAUCUAUAUCAUAAUAAUUUCCAGUAGUAUUCUGAAAUGACGAGUGCAAACAUUUCCAAGUUGUAAGCUAAACAAUAUACGUAGUAUUGAU
Messenger RNA from Coffea arabica (coffee), 833 nucleotides. Lineage: Eukaryota; Viridiplantae; Streptophyta; Magnoliopsida; Gentianales; Rubiaceae. The record is from RefSeq and is a predicted model, not a curated record.